UCAGUCAUCGGUGUACCAUGUGCAUCCGGACUGUCACGGGAGGAUUGAACAGAUGCCGUUGACGCACAACCGUGGAAUUUUGAGAGCGCGUGGACAAUGUGGAUCCGAUGUUGGCGGUCCCCAACAGAAGUUUUGUGCCCGUCGCUACAAGGCCUUAUUUCCACAGGGUUGGGAAUUGCACCAGCCUCUGCGUGCGAGUGUGUGUUGA
This is a messenger RNA of Trypanosoma cruzi, 208 nucleotides long. RefSeq lists its product as uncharacterized. The transcript has a single exon. The record is from RefSeq and is a predicted model, not a curated record. Lineage: Eukaryota; Euglenozoa; Kinetoplastea; Trypanosomatida; Trypanosomatidae. The annotation marks the transcript as partial.